AUGAAUCAUGAAGUGAUGUAUCGGUACCUGUUUACGCCUCCUUUGCUCAUUGACAGACACCGUGCUCUGACCACAAUUGCAGAGCACAACACGCUGCGCACCGCAGCCUUCACGCAGGCACAGAAAUGGGAGCCGUUUCCAUUAAUAGCUGCUCUGCACACGUCUGAAUUACAAUUCUUGCAGAGCCAGCUGCUUCGUCAGAUACCCGCAACCACUGUUUACAAAUCCGUGCCAGAUUUCCCUAUGGAUUCUAAUAAUGGCAACUGUAGAGGCGCCGGCAUUGAGCGCUGCAAAUGCAAACCUAUAAAAGCUACCCAGAAGACCUAUCUACGCAACAAUUAUAACUACGUCAUUCGGGCUAAAGUGAAGGAGGUGAAGACUAAAUGUCAUGAUGUCACUGCGGUAGUGGAAGUAAAGGAGAUCCUAAAAUCUUCCCUGGUGAACAUCCCAAAGGACACUGUAAACCUUCAUGCGAACUCCGGCUGCCUGUGCCCACCGCUCAGCACCAAUGAAGAGUACAUCAUUAUGGGCUACGAAGACGAGGAGCGCUCCAGGUUACUCUUGGUGGAAGGCUCCAUAGCCGAGAAAUGGAAGGAUCGUCUCGGUAAAAAAGUAAAGCGCUGGGAUCAGAAACUCCGCCACCUUGGGAAGGGGAAGGGAGAGCCCGGACACAGCGAUUCGGCUCCGAAGCCUGGCAAACCCAGCAGUGCCCGACAAGCACGUAGUUAGAUGUGGGACGCCGUACGUUGACAUGCAGUGGACUAUCUACCAAGACUUCAUUGUUGGAGCAGCAAAGGAGAAAUUGCACUAUUGCACGUUAUAUUCUAUUGUUUACUACAAAAUAAUGUUUUAGCUUAUAUUAGUUUUUAUUCUCCCUCUCGUUUUCUGCCUUUUUUUUUUUCGGAUGUGUGCAAGCUCUGGAAAUAUAUAUUUUUUUUCUGUUACUAAGAACUGUAGAAAACUGUCCUUAUGAGAUGGGGAAAGAUAGGGACAUGUUGAAUUUAGCAUUUUAUCUCCUGAAUCUUCUUAAGGAGAAAAUUCUGAUGCAAGUAGGAAUGAGAUCUGGCAAAGACCAUCGCUUAAAGUCAUGACUCAUGCUGGCUUCCCCCUUUCCCUCUUUCUUGGUCACUGUUUGCUGAAACUUAUUGUGUUGGGGGGAGGUUGUUAUCUGUUUUUAAAUGCAUAAUUUUUUAUUCUGAAAUAUAUAAAGAAACGAUGUUAAGAGAACUGUUUUAAUCAGUACACCUUUGUUAAGUUUUCUUAUAAAUAAACCACUUGUGUAAGCCAAAGUCUAACUUAAAAUAUUUCCUGCGACAAACACGGUGUGCUUGUACACAGGGGACCUGGGUUUUCCAGUGCUCUGGACCUUUCAGGAAAGGUUGUAUAGUUCUGUUACCGCAGGACGUAAUUUAUAAUAUACUACUUCUCUUAUAACAGCAGGUUUUUUCCCCUUUUCUGUCUUUUCUUUGCUGAGUUGUAGGAGUAGACUGACUUACCAGGCCUGCUUCUCAGUACAGGUCUGCACUUUAUUGUUUUGAUUUUGUGGUGUUAUUCUUAAAUCU
Messenger RNA from Pygoscelis adeliae (Adelie penguin), 1562 nucleotides. It is a transcript of the gene FRZB, whose product is annotated as frizzled-related protein. NCBI's taxonomy places the organism in Eukaryota, Metazoa, Chordata, Aves, Sphenisciformes, Spheniscidae. The transcript has 6 exons. Gene Ontology annotation, molecular function: protein binding. The coding region runs from base 1 to 729 and encodes 242 amino acids. The record is from RefSeq and is a predicted model, not a curated record.